This is a messenger RNA of Drosophila serrata, 1398 nucleotides long. RefSeq lists its product as uncharacterized. The record is from RefSeq and is a predicted model, not a curated record. NCBI's taxonomy places the organism in Eukaryota, Metazoa, Arthropoda, Insecta, Diptera, Drosophilidae.
GGGAUGCGCUUCAGGACGGCGGUAACCAUUGGCCAUCCAAAGCCAGAGCCACCAAGGAAUCUCAAACUUAAUCCAACAAUCGGAUUCGAACUUGGACUCCGAUUGACGGCCCUGAACGAUGACUGCCUGCUGUUGAUUUGCGAACAGUUAUCCCUGGGCGACCAGCUGCGGUUGUUGCAGCUGCAGGAGGAGCGCCUUUGCCACUUGGUGCUCCGCCUGUGGUGUGGCAAGUAUGCCAAGCAAUUUGAUUGGAACCGGGACAGGCGACAAUUGAAGCAGCUGAGUCCUGAUGAGCUGACUCAACUCUUGGAUCUCCUGGGCAACCGUACCAGAGCUCUGCUCAAUCUGCCGGGCUCCAGUGAUGAAGGCUGCAGGAAGUGGCUCAAACAGAGGCAGAGAAGGAGGUGUCAGCUCACUCACCUCCAAAGGCUUAGCUUCCGCAAAAGUGAUAUCUUAGUGAUACAGACAGUACCUAUAAUGUGCUCGAAUCUGAUGGAGUUGAGACUGGGUGAAGGAGAGCAUUUAACUAGCAAAGACUUAAAUGUAUUAUUUGAAAAACUCCCCAACCUUAGAGCCUUCGAACUGAGGUCUAUUGAAGAUUGCGAGAAGCACGGCACUCUUAGAAAUUUUCCCCCAAACCUGGAGAUCCUAAAGCUGCCCGCCUGCCUGCUAAACUCCUCCAUUGCCAGGAUCUUCACAUUAGUGCGCCUUCGGCUAUUGACAGGCUUUCUGUGUCGGAGUUCUGAACGUUUUAAGGAUAGUGAUGAUGGUGACAAAGCAAAUGCCAGUAGCUCUGGGAUAGGAACUCUGAACGCUUGCCUAAGGGAACUUGGCACUGCUCGGGGCCACUGUCACAUUGUGGGUCUCCGCUUGCAGUGUCGCCUGGAUGACAGCCUGCCAUCUGCAUCUGCGUUCACGGAUGUGCUCCGGCUGCGGCACUUUGCCUGGCACUCGCAGCUGACGGUGCACUAUGAUGUCGCGGAUGGGAGCAUCAGGUGGCGGCCACAGCGACCGCAGGCGGUGCUCUCCCUUCUGCCCUUCAUUGCCUCGCAGGAGCAGAGUCUGCGGGAAUUGGAUUUCACGCGUAACGCACAUGCCACGCCCACAUUCCUCGCCCAGCUGAGCGCCCACUUGAGGCAAUCCAACGGAUGCCACAGCUGCCACUCCCACUCACUUUCCCAUUUCAGUUCCCAUUCCCAUUGCCCCAAAAUGACGGAUACGGAUACGGCUGAGACAAACGAUUUGGCGUUUGUCGAGCUGGAAUUGCUGCAUUUGCCUAAUGAACAAACGGAAGUGGAAGUGGGCACCGGAGAGAUGAGGAUGGCGAUGAGGGAUUACCAUCCCAGCCAGGGACAAUGAUGAUAAUGGAUGGUGGAGAGAUUGCGAUUGCUGAUGAUA